Messenger RNA from Drosophila virilis, 8320 nucleotides. It is a transcript of the gene E(Pc), whose product is annotated as Enhancer of Polycomb. Gene Ontology annotation, cellular component: piccolo histone acetyltransferase complex; NuA4 histone acetyltransferase complex. Gene Ontology annotation, biological process: regulation of transcription by RNA polymerase II. NCBI's taxonomy places the organism in Eukaryota, Metazoa, Arthropoda, Insecta, Diptera, Drosophilidae. The record is from RefSeq and is a predicted model, not a curated record.
GUUAUCGUUGCGCUAUAGCCGAUUUUAAAGAACGCCGAUGUUGCAAACAAACAAUUCGCGGCCUGGAAAUGCUACGCGCCGUCGUUUGUCUUCGGCUCUGGCCGCCAUUACUGCUUCCAGCAAAACCACGCUAUACGCAAAAUUCGUGAAAUUUGUGUAAAUUUUUUUACGAAUUAUCAACAAAAUUGUGCGUGCAGAUUUUUAUCAGCUGCAGCAACUAACAGAACAGGAAUACCAAGAACAGCAACAAGAACGCAACAAAACGCAACUGGAAGUCAAUAAUACCAACAAACAAACAUUAUUAAGAAUAAAGAUGAACUGAAAUGUGCAAAUUUGAUCAACGUAAUUAUGCCAAUUCACAUAAUUUUUUCGAUUUCAACGUGAAAAAUGUCGUCGACACAAUUGCUGCACUCGUUAUUGUUGUUGCUACCACUGCGUUGUCGUCGUAAUUGCAAUAAACUAAUCUCUUUGGCCCUGUUGUUGCUCUCAGCGCUGUUCGCAUACAACGAGCAACGACAGCAGCAGACGGCAGCAGAGGCAGCGGACGACGACGGCAGCAGCAGCAGCAGCAGCAACAGCAGCAGCAGCAGCAGAGGAAGCGGCCCAGCAGCAGCAACAGCAGCAACAACAACAAGAACUAAGCCAACAGUUACGUUGGACACGCCUUUGUAUACAGCAGUAGCGACUGCAGCAGCCGUGGUCAAGCGGCGUUCCAACAAAAAAGCCGCCAGCAGCAUCCAGAGCCGGGACGUGGGUACGGGCACGGAAACGGGCACAGGGGCUGCGUAUAUUAGCUGGCACAGCAGCCAUUGCCACCGCAGCCCCGGUGCUCAUACGGAGGCACAAGCACAGGCACAGGCAGAGCAGACGGUGCUGCGUCCAGCAACAAAUAAGACUCGCUCGGCGUUAGCGUUGACGUCGUUACAUAAGCUUAAGAGCAGCAUAUCUCCUCCAUCCAUAGACGCUUCAAUUUCGAGGCUAACAAUAGCAAAAGUAGCUGCAGCAAAAACAAGAACAACGAAUCUGUUGAAGGGCUCCUGUAAAGAAGCAGCAACAGACGCAGGCGAAACUGUAGGAAUCUGCUGUAGGAAUCCGCCGUUGCCACUGAUCGUUGCAGGAUCAGCCAUUGGCAGUUGCCAUUGCAUAGCAUCGAUAGCAACUUAAGAGCCACUAUCACCAUCAUCCACAACAACAAACAGAUAAAUAAUCAGACAACAUUAGCAACAACAAACAAUUCCACACACUUAGCAGCAAAACGUUCCAUACAACAACCAACACACAACAUCAAACAACAACAGCCACAGCCACAGCCACAAAAUGUCGAAACUAUCGUUUAGGGCACGUCACUUGGAUCCGUCCAAGCAGAUGCCCAUCUACUUGGCGGAGGAGCUGCCCGAUUUGCCAGAGUAUUCGGCCAUCAAUCGUGCUGUUCCACAAAUGCCUAGCGGCAUGGAAAAAGAGGAAGAGUCGGAGCAUCAUCUGCAGCGCGCCAUUUGCACUGGACUUAUCAUACCCACGCCCGAGGUUCUGCAAACGGAUCAGCCGUUCUAUGAUGCCUAUUAUCCGCCGGACUACAAAAUGCCCCGCCAAAUGAUACACAUGCAGCCCCUGGGCUUGGACACGGAGGUGCCGGACUAUGACAUGGACAGCGCGGACGAUGACUGGCUGAACCAACAGCAGCGCCUGCAGCUAACCGAGCUGAGAUUCGAACAAAUGAUGGAUCGGCUGGAAAAGAGCUCCGGGCAAACGGUCGUUACACUUAACGAGGCCAAAACGUUGCUGAACCAGGACGACGAGACUAGCAUAUCAGUGUACGACUAUUGGCUAAACAAGCGCCUCAAGAUGCAACAUCCGCUGAUACUUACCGUCAAGACGGAGAGCCGACCGGGGGCCAGCUCCAAUAAUCCCUACCUGGCGUUUCGACGGCGCACUGAGAAAAUGCAAACACGAAAGAAUCGCAAAAACGACGAAGCCUCCUACGAGAAAAUGCUUAAGCUGCGACGCGACCUGCAACGCGCCACAACUAUACUGGAGAUGGUGCGGCGGCGUGAGGAGACAAAGCGUGAUCACCUCAAGAUGACGGUCAAUAUAUUUGAGAAACGCGUUGAAAUGCGCGACUUCAACGGUGCAGUCUACUCGGAGCUCAAUGCCCAAUACAAGAACUCGAGACCCGUGUACAAUUCUUUGUAUACGAAUCAAUACUCACAAGGCGCCACGGCAGCUGGCACAACAGCUACGGGUGCUCUGAUGGCCAGCGGUGGGGUGCUGACUCCGGGCAUUUUGGCAGCGGGAAGCAACAGCAACACGGGAGUCUAUGCGCAGGCGUCGCAGUACCUGAACACAUCGAGUCUGACAAUGGAGGGCAUCAGUGCUGGCAGUGGCAACGGGAGCAGCAGUCGAAAGGAGAAGCGGCCGUACAAGAAGCGCAAACACAAACUUCCGCGGGAGAAGCAACUGCAGCAGCAGCAACAUCAGCAGCAGCAACAACAACAGCAGCAGCAACAACAGUAUUUGCCAGGCCUGGGCCUGGCGUCGUCAGCUUCGGGCGUUUCGCCUGCGCAUCUGUCCCAUCUGCAUCACCUGCAUCGCCAGAGCGCUUCACCGGCGGCCAACGAGUCGAUUGUGGACAGCGAGGAGGAGGACUACCUCGGUGUCGGCGCCCAAAAUGGCAACAAGCUGGGUUCCGAGAGCGAAGAGGAGGCGCCGUUUGCAUUUAGACGCAGACCGCGGUGUAACUACCUGCGGACGCGUGGAGCUGACGAAGGCCGCUGGCCUUGGGAAUCGCCCCCUGAGCACGCUGAGGAGGAGGCGCCGCCAGGUGCGGCCGUUGGGGCUGAGGCUAAAUACCGCUAUACGCUAACAUCGAUCAACUAUUUCAGGCCACGCUGUAUAGGCUUUGCACGCCGGCGUCUGGGGCGCGGCGGACGCGUGCUGCUUGACCGGGCCAGUAGCCGUUAUGAUGACCUGUGGUCACAGUUCGACUAUACGGUGAUGGACAGCGUGGUGAAGAGCGACAAGCCUCUGAAGCACCAGCAUAAACAGCAACUGUCCAAGCCCAGCUCCCCGCCCACCGUAGUUGAUCUGCCUACUUGCAAGGACUCAACCGCGGACGCCAGUGAGGCACCCGAGGCGUCGCUCCCGAAAGUUGAGCCGGCCAGUGAGCAGGUGCUGCCCAAAGAGGAGGAAGACGACGAGGCAGAGGAUGAGCUGUGCACCGAGGAUGAGAACGUCUCACGCCUAAGCGUCUACAGCUCAGCGGUGACGCUGGAGCAAAGUCCCUACGAGAUGCGCAUGAAGCGUCGCCGGUUGCAUCGCAAGAAACAGCAACUGCGCGAACUCAAUGCCGCAAAGCGUCUCAAGAGCGCAGCCAUUGAAAGCGAAGACGGCGUGAGCAUGGAUGAUGGCAUGCCACGGCUGCGUCCACUGCCCAGGGCGUAUUUGCAACGCUUGGCGCAGGCGCUGCAUUCGUCUCAAAUGCAGGCGGAAGCGUCGACGGAUGCGCAUGCUGUGAGUUUGGAGAAGCAGCCUCAGCAAGAGCUGGAGCUGAAGCAGGAGAACUGCGAUGAGCUAAUAGAGCAGUCACGCCACGCUAAUCAUCAGCACCACCGUUCCAAUAAUAAUAACAACAACAACAACACCGUGUUUAAUAACAACAACAAUAGUAGUAGUAGUAGUAGUAAUAUGAAUAAGAAUGUUAGCAUUAGCGAAAAAUUCAAUGUGAUAAAAGUGGAGGAAGCGGAUGCGGAUGCGGACGGAGAUGAUGGGACAACUCUGAAUGAGCAGCCGGUGGCCUCUACCUCGGCAGCGGCAGCUGCGGCACGCGCAGCCGAAGCGGCAGCUGCAGCAACAACAACAACAACAACAACUGCAAUUGGUUCUGCAAAUGCAACAGUCGAGGACGUAGCAAGGACGAUAAAGCGCGAACUGAUCGAUGCAGAUGACUCCAAUGAGCCGUUGAGCAGCAUACGCACAGCGGCGUCCAUGCAAAACCAGCAGCAGCAGCAGCAGCAGGAAUUGAUGGACGACGAUGAGGCCGAAGAUGAUGUAAAUCUGGCACAGCUUAGCAGCAUAAUACGGCACACAGCGGUCAAAAAGGAGCUGCAGGCCCAACAGCAGCAACAGCAGAAAAGGCAGAAGCAGGAGGAGAAACAACAGCAGGAGAGCCAGACACGUUGUUUCAACCAGAUGCCCGAUGUCAUACGCCUGCACAACAAGCAACUGUACAUUGAUGCUGGGGGAGAUGCGACCGCGGCGCCCACGGAGGACGACAACGAGUCGUAUGACUAUAUGGGCGGUUUGUCGCCCACGUCUAGCCAGCGGCUAGACAUCUGCAAUGAGCUGCUGUCGGAGAUCAGGCGCGACUGGCUGCACUUCCGGCCGAAGACGCCCACGGACGAGUUGUCGGACAGCAACCCAGGGGACGAGGGCAGCGGCAACGGCAAAGUUUGCGACAGCGCAGUCGUGGACUGGACACAGGAUACGCCCAUUAGCCUCGAGUUUGGUCUUUUGGGCAAGUGCAGCGAAAACGACGACGAUGCCGCAACCGACGCGCACUUCAUGAGCAGCGCCUUCAAGUACACGGAUCUCGAUGCGGAUGCGCAACUGCUGCAGACUGCUUACGGGCUGGACUACGCGCGCGACAGCAGCAACAGAAGUCCUGACAACACUAACGGCGACUGUUCUGACUCUGGCUCAGGCUCGUGUUCCGGUUCUGCGCUGGAAUUCAAUCUCAGCGGCGGUGAUUCACUCAACGACAUCAACAAUCUGUUGGGCGAUGAGCAUAUGCUGGUCAACAUAUUGCAGGAGUGCAGCACAGAUGACCCCAAGGCGCUCAAUCAGGCUACCAGCUUCUGGAACGGCAUUCUUGACGGCGAAGCGGCUGUCGACGAGGUCGAGAACGCCGACAAUCUGCUCGACUGCAAAACGGCGCCCGUCUCCGAUUUGAAGCGUACUGCGCGCAGUCGUGCUCACGAGCGAGGCCCACCUGCGCCGCUGGGCAGUUCCAGUUUCACAACGGCCGAACGCCAGUCGUCCUUCUUUUGCCAGGCACCGCCCGUCAAGCAAGAGCCGCCGCCAACAUUGCCAGACACCGUGCCGUCGGAGAUCACAUUGCCCAUUAAGCUGGAGCCAGCGGAAGCAACGCCCACACCGCCGACGCUGCUGGCACAAGCAUCGGCAAUUACCUUAACGACACCUACAACUCCCGCCAAUGUAGCGCCAGCAGUUCCAGCUUCUGCUCCAGCUCCUGCAGUGCCACCACCAACAACGACGCCAGCGCCCACACCAGCGCCAGCGCCAUUAGCUGCCAGCACUGCAGCGCCGCAUCUGCUUAACAUACCCGCCCAAAUCACAACGCAGCAUCAACAACAACAACAGCAACAGCAGCAGCAGCAGCAACUGCCUCAGCAGCCGAAGCCUACACAGGUAGCUGUGACGCAGCAGCUGCUGAAUCAGUUUGCGGCCAGCGCAGCGCCAGCUGGCACACAGCUGAUCGCAAGGACAGAGUUCGUGAGCAGCGGCACGGCGGUGGGUGACAUUGUCACCAUAACUCCACAUACGGGCAGCAGUCCGUUGCCGACACUGCCUACCUUGACGCCGCAGCAGCAACAGCUGCAGCAUCAGCUGGCGCAGGCGCAGCUACGCAAUGUGACCGUGCAGCAAAGACAGGCGACACCCCAGCAGCAGCAGCAGCAGCAGCAGCAGCAGCAGGUGGUGCAGCAACAGCAACAGCCCCAACAACAACAACAACAGCUGCUGUUCCAAAUGCAGCGAGAGAUUGGCGGCUCGCCGGCCGUAAUCUCUUCGCAGAGCAUUGUGACUUCGCGCAGCGGCAAUCAUAUGAUAUACACGACCAGCAGCGGCGAGAUUAUGACUGCAGCGGCACAGGUGGGUGCCCAGAAGGUGACAUAUGCCAUACAGAAGAGCAGCGGUGGGAGCAGCGCCUCCAUUGGACCCAACACUGUCAUCACGCUGUCCAACGUCAAGCUGCAGAACGAUGACAGCUCUUCGUCCUCGUCGGCCAACUCGAGCGUUAAUAUCAUCAACACCGCCAGCGGACAGCAGCUGGCUGUGCACAGCAUUUCUGGCAUUCAGCAGCAGCAGCAGCAGCUCCAGCAGCAGCAGACAACAACAAGUACGCCUCUGAUCGUGGCCACGCCCACGCGCAACAACGCCCACCAGCAACAGCAGCAGCAGCAGCAGCAACUCGUCUCGCAACAGCAGCAGCAACAGCCAAUUGUUUGGCGUCAGGUGAGUGGCACCAACACAGCGGUGGCCACAACGGCGGUGCUCUCGAGCACCACAUCGGAGUCGCCAACGGCCGUGGGCAACAAGAUUCUGUGGACGAGCCGCACCACACAAAAGCGGCAGCUAAACGGACCCGAAAACACAGUUUGUUUCGCUUUUGCAGAUAUUAACAAGCUGUUGUUGAAUCGUAAGUUUUCGCAGCGCAAGGUGGGUCAGCAGGUGGCUCAGCAGCAGAUCCAGCUAACGAAGCAGCAGCUGCAGCAGUUGGUGCAGCAGGACGAUGAGCUGGUGGCUAGCGGAGCCGGCGAGCAGCUCACCCUGCAGGAGGGCGGCGAUGCACUGCAACAACAACAGCAUCUACAACAACAACAGCAGCAGCAGCAGCAGCAGCAACAACACCAGCAGCUGCAAAAGAUCAGCAAGGUGAUCAAAAUGGCUCAGUUUCCGCUGCUAGUGUCGGACCUCAACUUGCAGCAGCAGACGGGUCAGCAGCAACAGCAGCAGAAGCCCAAUUCGGCAGCGGCCAUUGCGGCCAAUCACAACUACAGUCUGCAGCCGGCAACGGCCAUAAUCACCUCGCAGGCGGCGCCGCAGCAGGCCAACAAGAUCUUCCUGACGAGCAACAGCAGCGGCGGCAGCGGCGGCAACUUCACCAUUGCCACGGCCAGCGAGCUGCAGGCAGCGGUGGCUGCCAGCAACGCGGGCCAGCAGAAGCUACACUACAAGGAGCUGCCCAAUGCCAAUGUCAAGCUGAACUUUGUGAGCAGCGCCACAACAGCGAAUGCCGCCGAUACGCUGGUCAGCCAGACAUCGCAGCAGCUGGGCUCCACCACGGUCGUGUUGAACAAGACGGGCGCACCGCUGCCUGCCGGAAUCCAACAGCAUCAGCAGCAGCACCAGAAACUCAAGACGAGCGGUGGUCAGGUGCAGGUGCCGGUCUCAACGGGCGACAAACGCGUGCUCUACACCAGCCUGUUGAAUGUGAAACCCUUGCAGAAGAACAACAGCGGCCAAAUGCAGAUGCAGCUCGGACCCGCCGGACUGCAGCAGGUGCUGCGCGGCCGUCUCAACAACUCGGCCAUUCUGACGCGAACCCUGCCGCUGGGCACCACCGUUAACAGCACUGGCGGCGGCGGCGGAGUAGGCACUCCGACCACAAUUCGACAGCUGGUCACCAGCAAUGCCAACAAUGUGGGCAAUACGGACGGUAUUGCCAAGGAGGUGGGCAAGGUGCACGUGACCGUCGAGCAGGUGAUUGCCAAUGCCAACAAUGGCGGCGUUGUGCUGCCCACCAACACCAAUAACAACAACAACAACAACAACAACAACAAUAAUAAUAAUAACAGCAACAGCAACAAUAAUAACAACAACAGCAGCAACAAUGCGAAUAGCAGCAACAACAACAACAACGGCAGCGGAACAGGAGGAAGCGGAGUGAAUGCAACAACGGGCAAUGUGAACGCAACGCCGACAAUCAACAGAUGAGACGCGGACACCAGCUAACAUCCAAUGGCAAGUGGAGGUUGUUGCACCCUGAAUCUGCCCAGUGGCACCUCGCUCAGCCUGGCAUCGGCGGGAGCUGCGCGUUCGAGUCCACUGAUGGUGGCCCUGGGCCAGCUGUUGCAGCCGCCCCAGUGCUGCUGUGCGCUCUGCCUGGUCAAGCUGGGCAAACAGACGUCUGCCUAGAUGGCAACUGCUAUUGCUACAGCAGUUAUAUAAAAUAUAUAGAUUAUAUAUAUAUAUAGAAUUUCAUAUGCAUAUAUACAAAAUGAAAAACCUACAAAUAUUCGAUGUGAAUAUAAACGUGUGAGAUCCGCCUUCUACUCCUCGAGAUACGCCCCAAAGGUUUUCCAAAUUAUUGUAACAUACGGCGGAUCGGAUGGCAAGGAAUGCUGGUGGAGAGGAGCCGCGGCGGGCUGGGCGAUAUGAUUUAGUAAAUCUUAUGAUUAUUAUGUAAUUUGUAAUUCGUUUUGCUAUAGUUGCUUUACUUGCAUCCAUACAGAACUAAACGAAGAGCAGCAAUAAGAAACACUUGUGUAUAAAUCUAUAAUGAGAAGCCACCAAUAACGAAAAA